This is a messenger RNA of Diaporthe amygdali, 1668 nucleotides long. RefSeq lists its product as uncharacterized. The transcript has 2 exons. Lineage: Eukaryota; Fungi; Ascomycota; Sordariomycetes; Diaporthales; Diaporthaceae. The record is from RefSeq and is a predicted model, not a curated record. The coding region runs from base 1 to 1668 and encodes 555 amino acids.
AUGUCUUACCGCCGCUCUGCUCUCUAUCGUUUCCGCGGCGUCCUCGUGUUGGUUGUCUUCUUCGUCAGCAUCUUCUACUUGACGUCCCACCACGAUGGCACGGCCGGGUCGACCGACUUCCCCUCUAUCAUCAACUGGAUGAAAGAUGGCGGCUAUGAGAUCCUACUGCCGACCCAGCAGGAUGUGAAGCGCAGGGCAGCCUCUGCCGCUGCCCCGACUACGGCAUCCGGCGCCAAGGGCAAGGGCUUGCAGCCCACGGCCAAGGCGCCCGAGCCGCCCUCCCCCGCCGGCGAGGCAGCCUUCCUGCUGGACGAGCCGAACCCGCACCAGAAGCCCAUGGACCCUCUUGAGAGAGAGUUCUUCUCGUGGAGGAAUGAGGAGUACGAGAUGAAGAAGAAGCCGCCGCCCAAGCCGCCACGACAGUCGGCGCCGCCCAUCCCAGACCCGUUCCCCAUGCUGUCGCAAAACCCCCCGGCAGAGGUCAGCCGGGAGCUGCGGGCCAGAGUGCCCGAGAUCAACCGCCCUCCGAGGACCCAUGUCCCAGAGGACACGCCGCUCCUGAUCGGCUUCACGCGCAACUGGCCGCAACUGCUGCAGUGUGUCUCGAGUUACAUCACCGCCGGCUGGCCCCCCGAGGACAUCUACGUCGUCGAGAACACGGGCGUCAUGUACUCGAACCGUGACAACCUCCUCUCGCUCCAGAACCCUUUCUACAUGAACCACACCCAGCUCGCCAUGCUCGGCGUCAACGUCAUCGUCACGCCCACCCUCUUCACCUUUGCACAGCUCCAGAACUUCUACGCCUGGACCGCGCUCGAGCGGAACUGGACCGACUUCUUCUGGUCGCACCAGGACGUGGUGGCCUUUUCGUUCGAGAAGGAGUUCCGCCCCCACACCGACGGCUCCAAGGACGUUGCCAACUAUUCGCUCUACUCGAGGGCUGUCGCCAUCCUGCGCUACCUCCACCAGCCGGGCAUCCCAAAGUGGGCCCACCACUUCUUUGCCUACGACCACCUGACCCUGGUGCACCGGGAUGCCAUUUUGGAUGUCGGCGGCUGGGAUACCCACAUCCCCUUCUAUGCCACCGACUGUGACAUGUACGAUCGCCUCCAGUGGGCAGGCUACUUCCAAGGCUCGACACAGAUCGGCAUUAUCAUCGAUACCUCGACUACGCUUGACAACAUAGCCGCCUUCUUCCGGAUACCCGGCACCCACGCAACCUUCGCCGGCGACCCAGGCCCUGCCGACGCACAAGACAAUGAAGAGCAAAAGGUCAAGGAGCUGUCGAAAAUCGACGGGUUGGAGUUGGAUGACAAAGAAAUCGAGCGCAAGAGGCUGGUUGACGAGCAGGGCGAGACGAUCGAGCAACUGGUGGACAUCGCCUACCGUAUGCAGGCCGUCAAGUACAUCGACGGCGGCUGGUGGAGAAACAUGUGGCAGCUACGGCAGGGUGGAGGCGAGGGCGAGCCGUUCUACAGGGACCCUGAAGGCUUCCAGGUAGGCCUGGACAUGAUGAUCGAGACGGGCAGACGCGUAUUCUCCGAGAAGUACGGCCACCGGGGAUGCGACAUUGCCUUUAUGGGAAUCAAGGCUGAGGACGCGUGGAGGAUAGAGAGGGACUGGGAUCCCGCGACAGAGGGCUCUGGCAGCGAUGGACCGUACUGGUGA